UGAUGUAACAUCCUUAUGUUUGACGCAGCCCCUGAGAUCCUCAACUAUGACCCGAUCUCGCUGCAGUCUGACGUGUGGUCGGUGGGUGUCCUGGCGUACGUGCUGCUCAGCGGCUACUCCCCGUUCGCCGGAGACACCAAGCAGGAGACCUUCUGUAACAUCACACAGUGCGAUCUCUCCUUCCCGGAGGAGCUGUUUGGACACGUCAGUCCGUGUGCUAGACACUUCAUCCAGGCAACACUGCGCGUCAAGCCCAGUGACAGGUUGACGGCUCAGGAGUGUUUGGACCACCCUUGGAUCACCGGAGACUCUCCGAUCUGCAAGUCUCUGUUGCUGGCAACCUCAGGUGACAACCAGGCUGACACGCCGUUCUCACGCGAGUCCCCCGCACGCCGCUCCUAUGCCUGCCUGUCCUGCGCACAGUGUGGUGCCCAGUGCUGCCACAACGACAACCACACGCACAAGAAGUCCUCCGUCGUCGAGAUACUACACGAUCGUGGCAUUAUCUGCUGAUAACUGCGGGGAACUUUUGUGCAAUCACUUUUGUUACCUUUCUCUGAAAUCUGUUUUCUAACUUAUUCUGUUACUUUGUGGAUUGUAUUGUACGUUUAUGUGAAUGGAUCUUUAUAUUACGGAUAUGCUGGAUCACCGUUUGUGUAUUGUAUAUUGUGUUUCUUGUAUGAUUUCCUACGGUAUUCCCACUAGUCUAUCAUUACUGCUGUGUAAAUAAAAGUGUAGAUAUGAUUUUUAAGUAAGAUUGACGUUAGGGUGUACAGUACAUAUGAUGUGCUGCCUUCGUGCAAGGUUUCUGUAUUAUGAAAUAAAGCUUUAUAUUGGUUUAUGUA
This is a messenger RNA of Homalodisca vitripennis (glassy-winged sharpshooter), 845 nucleotides long. Its product is annotated as death-associated protein kinase related-like. Gene Ontology annotation, biological process: protein phosphorylation; positive regulation of apoptotic process; intracellular signal transduction. Gene Ontology annotation, molecular function: ATP binding; protein serine/threonine kinase activity. The transcript has 2 exons. The record is from RefSeq and is a predicted model, not a curated record. The coding region runs from base 16 to 513 and encodes 165 amino acids. NCBI's taxonomy places the organism in Eukaryota, Metazoa, Arthropoda, Insecta, Hemiptera, Cicadellidae. Gene Ontology annotation, cellular component: nucleus.